This is a messenger RNA of Bipolaris sorokiniana ND90Pr, 1655 nucleotides long. RefSeq lists its product as uncharacterized. The transcript is spliced from 2 exons. The coding region runs from base 184 to 1377 and encodes 397 amino acids. Lineage: Eukaryota; Fungi; Ascomycota; Dothideomycetes; Pleosporales; Pleosporaceae. The record is from RefSeq and is a predicted model, not a curated record.
ACAUCGAGCCCUCGGCUGCCAGUGCUGCGCGACAGAGGCGCAUUGCGCUCCUUGAUCACGCUCGGUUGAACCCCGAUUGGGCUCUCCUAAUGCGGUCCACCUUUCCUUGACCAGCGACUUCACGAUCCUCGGACGCGUUCGGCGCAUUCCCAUCUGGCCCUUGAUCCACCCACCCGUAGCGCCAUGUCCUCUCCACCAGACACACCGACUCACCGUCCUCUAUCCUCGCACCGUCGACACCCCGACAGCCUGGACAUGUCCCACAACAACUCUUCCAGGCGCCAAUCCUUCAACCGACGCUCUUCCGGCUACUCGCCCAUAACCCCGCGCUCGUCGCACGACUUUGACGACGCCUCUGCACACAACUUUGACGGCGCCAUAGACGGCAAUGGUCUCGGAAACCUGGCCGACGAGCUGGGCGAAAUAUGGGACGACGAUGACGAGGCCAUAGACGGCGACUACGGUGAGGACAUAGACGAGUCGCACGGCGACCUCGCGGCCAUCGGCACCGCCAUCGAGCAUGACGGCUCAUAUGGCAUCGACAGCGUAGCCAGUCUCAACGGUGUGCGUGAUAGUGGUGUGGCCAUGCAAGACUCUCCUCCCACUGGCCUCAGCCCAGCCUCGGCUGCAAAGUCAAAAAAGCAUAAUAGGCAAAAAUCGUUGUACGACGGCUCCGACUAUGGCGAUGACUCGGACCUGGACAACGAGGGCAUAUCACCGGCGCUCGAGUCGAGAAUGGCAGCUAUUGAAAGCCUGGCACGGCGGGGCAUGGAAGAGAAUGGCAGCCCGUCAGACGAGGUGGUCAAGCGAGUGACGGAGCAACUACGAGACUUGGGCAGCCAGAUUGCUAUAGAGAACGGAUCCACAAGACUUAAAACAGCUCACGAUGCUCUCACAACACACCUAACCCACCAGUCCCGUACCCUAACAUCUCUAGCCGCCUCCUUCUCGGGUCCACGACCUAUCAUGCCCGACCUAGACACCAUCGAGGAACUUUUGCCAAUCAUACAAUCAACACUGGACCUGCUACCCCAUUCUUCCACUGAGCCACUCGUCGCCCUCUCCCAUCUCACACACUCGAGCCGCGAGCUCCUGCAACAUCUCGCAAACGUAAGCGACACGCUACACAUGUCCCGGCAAACCACCAUGAAUGCCACCCGUAGGCUCAAAGUUAGUAAAGAACAAUUACAGGACUGGAAACGCGACAAUGAACAAGCAAAGGAGGCACAGGAGUAUAUUGAACAUGGAGACUGGGACCGGCGGCUCAAAGAGAGGGAAGCCAAACGUGCAUGUGCAGACGUGCUGGAUGGAUUCGAGGACGUUUGUGGACAAUGGAGAAAGAGGCUUUGCGAUGGCCUGGGCGCGACUACUGGGUAGAACUCGCCUUGCGUACCUUGCUAGUAGUUUCUUUUCUUCUUUCUUUCUCUUCUCUACUCUACACUUGGGGAGGCUUCGCUGAAAAAGAAUAAGACUGAUAUAGAGUCUGUGGCAUCUUUAAUGGCGAUGCGAAUCAAGAAUAUUCGGCAAAGCAUCUCGGCACUACAAUACGGGACUUUUUAUGUUUCCAGACGCUAGGGAAACGAAAUUGGGGCGUCCCUGGCGGAUUAUACUAGACGGAUCGUAGUUCUUUUUGUUUCAUUUAUUUGGGAACAAUA